AUGUUGAAAGAACCAGCUUGGUCUUUUCUGGCUCCUGAUGGAAAAAUAUUCUUGCAGAGUUUUCCUGACCAAGACAUACUGGGUCAAGCUUUCGAAGAUGCACUAGAAGUUCUACAGCAGCACUCUGACAGAGAAAUGCACUAUUCAUCAGGUUAUAAAAAUUGCGUGACUUUUAUCAACCAUCACCACCACGUCCGAGCAAGUCCCAGCUGCUCUGCAGCACCAUCUACAGAGGACCAAGGGUAUAGCUGGAGAAAUAUGAUUAGCAGUGCAGCAGAUUUUUAUGCAGAUGAGACUGUCUACCACACGCUACAGAAUACUCCAGAAAACCAAGUGAUGCCUGCUGCUGCUGGCCAGCCAAAAGCAGGGAAAGGUAGAAAAAAACUUCGACUGUUUGAGUACCUCCAUGAGUCUCUCUAUGACCCAGCUAUGGCAAACUGCAUCCAAUGGGUGGAUAAGUCCAAUGGCGUCUUCCAGUUUGUCUCCAAAAACAAAGAGAAACUUGCAGAGAUGUGGGGAGAAAGAAAGGGAAACCGCAAGAUCAUGACAUAUCAGAAAAUGGCCAGAGCACUGAGGAAUUAUGGAAGAACAGGUGAAAUCAUUAAAAUUCGAAGGAAGCUGACCUACCAGUUCAGUGCUGUUGUUUUACAGAGACUUACUCCAUCUUAUUUCUUGGGAAAAGAAACAGUUUAUCAUCCCUAUAUUCAGUCUAACCAAGAAUAUCAGUGUGCAGAUGACUGGCUCAGUUACAAUAAUUACAUGUAUAACAAUGGUUAUGCAUUACAGCAUGUGUGA
Molecule: messenger RNA, 795 nt
Organism: Colius striatus (speckled mousebird)
Lineage: Eukaryota; Metazoa; Chordata; Aves; Coliiformes; Coliidae
Gene: SPIC
Product: Spi-C transcription factor
Exons: 4
Coding region: 1-795 (264 amino acids)
Biological process (GO): cell differentiation; regulation of transcription by RNA polymerase II
Cellular component (GO): nucleus
Molecular function (GO): sequence-specific DNA binding; DNA-binding transcription factor activity, RNA polymerase II-specific
Source: RefSeq, a predicted model, not a curated record